UUCAUAUGCAUUUCAAAACAUUCAACAAAAUUCACUCUUAAUUCUCCUGUUGGGCUUUCUCUCUCUCCAUCUCUUCUGUCCUCUCCGCAGCUCAGGUGUCAAAGCAAUAGUGUCCCUGGCCGGGGUUCGGUGAAUAAAGAUGCCCAUGGAUUAGGAGAAACAAAGCAGCACUCGACUCAAAUGAUUCAAAAGAGGAGGAAAAAGAGACACCUUUUAAUCCCCGGUGUACAGCUCGGACCGUGUGAACAAUGUGAGUCGACAGAUUAAAUUUAAAGACGCCGAGGUGCUUCUCUUGUACUUCAGGAGUGGGCGAAUGAAACCAUGGAGCCGUAGACGCUAAACGUGCUUGCUCCAUCUUUGCGAGCAUGCCGAAACAGCAUAUAUGAUUUGUCCUUCAAAAAGACACAAGUGGGAACCAACGGGAUCUGAGGAUGUAGCAGAUACAGGUGAUUAGAUGCGGCCUCUUGUUCGGGACAGUGUCACUACAGUCAGUAUGGAAGUGCAGACGGCCUCUUUGGAGUGGAUAUACGUAAAUAAGACAGAAGAGCUGAACGCUUCCCGCGAAUACAACUCCACAGAUUCGGUCGAACACUCGGACAAUUAUCACUCGUACACGAUUGGUCUCUUCCUGUCCUGCCUGUAUACUAUUCUCCUCUUUCCCAUUGGAUUCAUUGGUAACAUUUUAAUCCUGGUGGUGAACCUAAACCACAGAGAGAAAAUGACCAUUCCCGAUCUCUAUUUCGUGAACCUGGCCAUCGCCGACCUCAUCCUGGUGGCAGACUCGCUCAUCGAGGUCUUCAACCUGAACGAGAAGUACUACGACUACGCCGUUCUCUGCACUUUCAUGUCACUCUUCCUGCAGAUUAACAUGUACAGCAGCAUCUUUUUCCUCACUUGGAUGAGCUUCGACCGGUACAUAGCCUUGGCUAGCUCCGUUAGCAGCAGCCCACUGAGGACUAUGCAGCAUGCUAAGCUCAGCUGUGGCCUCAUCUGGAUGGCCUCCAUCCUGGCCACCCUCCUCCCUUUUACCAUCGUACAGACCCAACACAGGGGCGAGUUACACUUCUGUUUCGCCAACGUCAUCGAGAUUCAAUGGCUGGAGGUCACCAUCGGGUUUUUGGUGCCCUUCUCCAUCAUCGGCCUUUGCUACUCUCUGAUAGGCCGCAUUCUCAUGAGAGCCCAGAAGCACCGCGGACUGUGGCCGCGGCGACAGAAGGCCCUGCGAAUGAUAGUCGUGGUGGUGCUGGUCUUCUUCAUCUGCUGGCUGCCGGAGAAUGUCUUCAUCAGCAUCCAGCUGCUGCAGGGCACGGCCGACCUAUCAAAGAGGACUGCGACCACGUUGUGGCACGACUAUCCCCUCACGGGCCACAUCGUUAACCUGGCGGCCUUCUCCAACAGCUGCCUCAACCCCAUCAUCUACAGCUUUCUGGGAGAAACCUUCCGAGACAAGCUGCGUCUCUUCAUCAAGCAGAAGGCUAGCUGGCCGGCGUCGGAUCGCUUCUGCCACCACAGCCUUGAUUUACACCUCCCUGUCAGAAAUGUUGUAACUCAGGUGUGACCUUGUUGACAGAACACACAUUAGGAAAACGCUUUUUUUUUUUUUUUUGUACCUCAGCCUGUCCUGCUAUUUCUAAAGUUGGCCUCAUAGUUCUGUCAAUGGUGUCCGGU
Molecule: messenger RNA, 1668 nt
Organism: Cynoglossus semilaevis (tongue sole)
Lineage: Eukaryota; Metazoa; Chordata; Actinopteri; Pleuronectiformes; Cynoglossidae
Gene: gper1
Product: G protein-coupled estrogen receptor 1
Exons: 1
Coding region: 455-1558 (367 amino acids)
Biological process (GO): G protein-coupled receptor signaling pathway; cellular response to estradiol stimulus
Cellular component (GO): membrane
Molecular function (GO): G protein-coupled receptor activity; nuclear estrogen receptor activity
Source: RefSeq, a predicted model, not a curated record